This is a messenger RNA of Misgurnus anguillicaudatus (oriental weatherfish), 1526 nucleotides long. It is a transcript of the gene hpxb, whose product is annotated as hemopexin b. Lineage: Eukaryota; Metazoa; Chordata; Actinopteri; Cypriniformes; Cobitidae. Gene Ontology annotation, biological process: heme transport; intracellular iron ion homeostasis. The record is from RefSeq and is a predicted model, not a curated record. Gene Ontology annotation, molecular function: heme transmembrane transporter activity.
AACAUUGCUUCCACCCACUGAGCUGUAUAAAAGCCUUGUGAAGCUCCUGUCUCAGCUGACUUCCCAACUACAGCUCAUCAUGAAAGUUUUCUUUCUGUGUGUGUGUUUGGCUCUUCCUCUUAGCUAUGCAGCUCCAGCGCACCUUGAUGACAUGAUGGCAGAUGCCCCUAAGGACCAUUCACAUCCUAAAGGGGAGGACCACCAUGAUGCACAACUUGACCGCUGUAAAGGCAUUGAGUUUGAUGCCAUCACCCCAGAUGAAAAAGGAAACACUUUCUUUUUCAAAGGCGACCAUCUCUGGAACGGUUUUUCUGGCCCAGCUGAACUCUCCAAUGGCACAUUCAAGGAAAUGGACGAAUAUCAUCACCUGGGUCACAUUGAUGCAGCUUUCCGCAUGCACCAUAAGGAUGACCCCACUGCUCAUGACCAUAUAUUUUUCUUUCAGGAUGACAAAGUGUUUAGCUAUUACGACCACACUCUUGAAAAGGGAUACCCGAGGGAAAUCCAGCAGGAGUUUCCUGGUAUCCCCAACCACCUAGAUGCUGCCGUUGAGUGUCCCAAAGGAGAAUGCGUCACAGAUUCAGUGUUGUUUUUCAAAGGAAAUGAAGUUCAUCAUUUUGACAUUGAGACAAAACUGACUAAGAAGAAAGUGUGGAGCCACUUGCCAAACUGCACAUCUGCCUUUCGAUGGCUAGAGCACUAUUACUGUUUUCAUGGACACAGCUUCACCAAAUUCCAUCCUGUUUCUGGAGAGGUGACAGGAGAUUAUCCUAAAGAUGCUCGAAAAUACUUCAUGAGGUGCGGUGAAGGCUUUGGUCAUGGAGCUGGCACAAGAAAGAUGAAAUGCAGUGAGAUCAAGAUGAAUGCGACCACCAUAGAUGAUAAAGGAAGAGAAUAUGCAUUUCAGGGUUCAAUGUACAUGCGUUUAGACGAACACCGUGAUGGCAAUCAUCCUUUCCCUAUUACCAGACAAUGGAAGGAAAUCUCUGGUGAAGUGGAUGCAGUUUUUUCCUAUGGUGAUAAUAUGUAUUUCAUUCAGGGAGAUCAGGUUUAUAUCUACAAGUCUGCAGCCCAUUACACUCUCAUUGAAGGCUACCCGAAACCUCUAAAGGAAGAACUGGGCAUCGAGGGUCCUGUGGAUGCUGCAUUUGUAUGUGGAGAUAAGACCAUUGUACACAUUAUACAAGGUCAAAAGAUGUAUGACAUCGAUCUUACAGCAAGCCCCAGAGCCAUUACUAGAGAGAUGCCCAUUCCCUUUCCUAAAGUUGAUGCUGCCCUCUGUGAUGCUCAUGGGGUAAAGGUGUUCAUUGGUCCAGAGUACUAUGACUUUGACAGCCCAAUGGUACUAGCUGUGACCAAGAUAAUUCCUUAUCCUCAUAAAAUUUCCCCAGAAAGGUUUGGCUGUGAAGAAUAAAGAUUCUGAAGCUUAUGGCAAGGCGACAACUUAUGAAUAAAAAUGUCUGCAAGUUGCAUUAUAUGAUUUUGCUAUGUCUUGAAAUGUAAUAAAAUAACACAUGCUCUGUUAA